CUUCACAGUUUGGAGCUGGGAGAGGGAGAGAAAGAAAAUGGGAAGGAAGGAAGAUGAUGGUGCAGUGGAGCGAAAGGCUGGAGGAAUGGUGGUAGUGAACCCAAAGCCGCAAGGUAGCAUGAUCUCCAGUGCUAUAGAUUGGUUGGAAUGGAUGAUGGUUAAGAUGAUGCACGAUUCUUCAAAACCGCUUCACUAUCUUUCUGGCAAUUUCGCUCCUGCUCCGGAAGAAACUGCUCCUUGUAAAGACCUUCCGGUCAUCGGCCAGCUUCCUGAAUGCCUCAAUGGUGAGUUUGUCAGAGUUGGUCCCAAUCCAAACUUCACUCCGGUGGCUGGCUACCAUUGGUUUGAUGGAGAUGGAAUGAUUCAUGGCUUGCGCAUCAAAGAUGGAAAAGCAACAUAUGUCUCUCGUUUUGUGAAGACAUCACGUCUGAAGCAAGAACAGUUUUUUGGAGGAGCUAAGUUUAUGAAGAUUGGAGAUCUCAAGGGCUUCUUUGGACUGGUUAUGGUUUACAUGCAAAUGCUAAGAGCAAAGCUGAAAGUAUUAGAUGUUUCCUAUGGAACUGGCACAGCCAAUACAGCUCUAAUUUAUCACCACAGGAAGCUUUUGGCACUUUCAGAGGGCGACAAACCAUACGUCGUUAAGGUUUUGGAGGAUGGAGAUCUACAAACUCUUGGCAUGCUGGAUUAUGAUGAGAGAUUGUCACAUCCCUUUACUGCUCAUCCUAAGAUUGACCCAAUAACGGGAGAGAUGUUUACCUUCGGCUAUUCCACCACUGCACCCUAUCUCACAUACAGAGUUGUAUCAAAGGAUGGAGUAAUGAAUGAACCAGUCCCAAUAACAAUACCGGAACCUGUCAUGAUGCAUGAUUUUGCCAUCACUGAGAAUUAUGCGAUUUUCAUGGAUCUCCCUUUAUAUUUCAGACCAAAGGAAAUGGUUAAAAACAAAGAGUUCAUAUUCAAAUUUGAUAGAACAAAAAAGGCACGCUUUGGAAUCCUGCCACGCUAUGCAAGGAAUGAGACGUUAAUCAAAUGGUUUGAGCUUCCUAACUGCUUCAUAUUUCACAAUGCAAAUGCAUGGGAGGAGGGAGAUGAAGUUGUUCUGAUUACAUGCCGCAUUGAAAAUCUAGAUUUAGACAUGGUUAAUGGAGCUGUCAAAGAUGAUCUUGAGAAUUUUGCAAAUGAGUUAUAUGAAAUGAGGUUUAACAUGAAAAGUUGUCAAGCUUCACAAAAGAAACUGUCUGAUUCUUCUGUUGAUUUUCCAAGGGUGAAUGAGAACUACACUGGGAGGAAACAACGAUAUGUUUACGGGACCAUAUUAAACAACAUUGCAAAGGUCAAAGGGAUUAUCAAAUUUGAUUUGCAUGAUGAACCGCAGACUGGAAAAACACAGCUUGAAGUGGGAGGAAAUGUUCAAGGCAUCUUUGACCUAGGACCUGCCAAAUUUGGUUCUGAGGCUAUUUUCAUUCCUCGCCAGACAAGUAGCACAUGUGAAGAGGAUGAUGGCUACUUGAUAUUCUUUGUACACGAUGAGAACACCGGGAAAUCAGCAGUGGAGGUUAUUGAUGCAAAAACAAUGUCAUCUGAUCCUAUUGCUGUUGUUGAAUUGCCCAAAAGAGUUCCUUAUGGAUUCCAUGCCUUCUUUGUUACUGAGGAACAACUUCAAACCCAAGUAGAAACAUGAGAUUAAAAGUACACCAGAGCAAACUAUUAUGAUUGAAGCAAGCGAGCAUAGAAGUUCUUGUGCCAAGUGUUCUUGUGAAUAACAGCCUAUCACUUGCCACGACUUUAUUUUCAAUCUGUUUCUGAAAUGAACAUUUUAUUUGAAGCCUCUGGUAUUGAAUAAUAAAGAUGGUGUAUACUUGUGAGCAAAUAAAUCAGUUAUACAAUUGGUUCUUGGGUUGAAAAAACUCUAUUUAGACAUUAGGAGCCAAGUAUUGGUUUAUGCAGCUAAAGGUUUAUGACGUGCA
Messenger RNA from Cuscuta europaea, 1967 nucleotides. Lineage: Eukaryota; Viridiplantae; Streptophyta; Magnoliopsida; Solanales; Convolvulaceae. The record is from the annotation of a GenBank genome assembly.